Messenger RNA from Solanum verrucosum, 1335 nucleotides. RefSeq lists its product as uncharacterized. Lineage: Eukaryota; Viridiplantae; Streptophyta; Magnoliopsida; Solanales; Solanaceae. The transcript has a single exon. The record is from RefSeq and is a predicted model, not a curated record. Bases 1 to 1335 code for a protein of 444 amino acids.
AUGGAUUUGUGGAUGGAUACAACAAAUGGAAUUUUUCACGGGGAGAGACUUUCCUCACGAAAUACACCACUUUCACACAACCAUGAUGAUAUUGAUGGACUACUUCAUGAUACAUUUCAAAAUAUAGAGGGUGAAACAGGGCAUGUAGAAGGAGAGAUAGAUGGGCUAUCUGAAGAUGCAAAGAUAUUUUUUAAAUUAGUGAAUGAAGGAAAAAAAGAGCUAUAUCCAGGGUGUGAUCACUUCAGUAAGGUGAGUUUCAUCAUUCGGUUAUACUUGCUUAAAUCCUUACAUGGGUUGAAUGAUGUAACUUUUACUGAUCUGUUAGACUUGUUAAAAGAAGCAUUUCCCUUUGCUCAACUGCCUAAGUCUUUCAAUAAAGCUAAAAAAAUGAUAAAAGAUUUGGGUCUCGGCUAUGACAAAAUACAUGCAUGCCCUAACGAUUGCAUGUUAUUUUGGAAUGAAAAUGCGGAGAAAGAUAAUUGCUCUGUGUGUGGGUCUUCUAGAUGGUCAAAUGAGGGUGAUGGCACGACUAAUGCAAGCUCUAAAAUACCAGCAAAGAUUUUAAGGUACUCUCCUUUAAAUCCUAAGCUUCAGAGAAUGUUUAUGUUUCCUGAAAUAGUUGUUGCAAUGAGAUGGCAUAAUUUUGAACGACCUAAUGAUUGGAAUAUAAGGCAUCCUGUUGAUAGAGAAGCUUGGAAGGAUUUUAAUUCUAUGCAUCCAAACUUCUCAAGAGAUCCUCAUAAUGUUCGAUUGGGCCUUUCAAGUGAUGGUUUCAAUCCAUUUCGAACCAUGAGCAUUUCCCAUAGUACCUGGCCUGUUAUGUUGAUGAACUAUAAUUUAUCACCAUGGAUUUGCAUGAAGCCAGAGUAUAUGAUGUUGUCGAUGAUCAUUCCAGGGCCAUCAUCUCCUGGACAGGAUAUAGAUGUGUACCAACAACCAUUAAUUGCAGAAUUGAAGGAACUAUGGGAAUUUGGGAUAAAAACAUAUGAUGCUCAUAUAAAUCAAACAUUUCAAAUACGUGCAGCUUUAAUGUGGACAAUUAAUGAUUUUCCAGUGCUAACAAUGCUUUCUGGAUGGAGUACUAAGGGAAAAUUAGCAUGCCCCACAUGUAACUACGACACAUGCUCUCAAUAUCUCAAACAUAGUCGUAAAAUGUGUUACUUAGGUCAUCAGGCAUAUUUGCCUCCUGAUCAUCCAUUUAGAAGAGACAAAAAAUAUUUUAAUGGAGAGGAGGAUGAUAUACCUGCACCAACAUCCUUGUCGGGCAUAGAAGUGUUUGAAAAGUUACAUGAUUUCAAUAAUGUUUUUGCGAAGGGCAACAAGAAAAGACGUUGA